Messenger RNA from Papaver somniferum (opium poppy), 1373 nucleotides. RefSeq names its product INO80 complex subunit D-like. The record is from RefSeq and is a predicted model, not a curated record. NCBI's taxonomy places the organism in Eukaryota, Viridiplantae, Streptophyta, Magnoliopsida, Ranunculales, Papaveraceae. The transcript has 2 exons. Gene Ontology annotation, cellular component: NSL complex. Bases 137 to 1096 code for a protein of 319 amino acids.
CGUUGCAAUACAAACCCUGUCGGAAACUCAAAUAGGACACCUUUCUUUUUUCUUUAAACCCAAACAUAUUUUCACUCCACUCUCUCUCUUCAAAAAAAAUCAAAAACCCCUCUUUCUCAAAAUCCCUAGAAACACAAUGGUUCCCGUAAACAAAAAUCUAAAUCAAAAUCAAUCGAAGAAAGAGACGAACCCUAAUCAACCGAGCACGAGUUCGGAUACAGAAGAUCGAAGUAACCCUAACCCUAAUAACAACCCAGCAGUGACAGUGGAAUCGACAUCAAGUGUAUCUCCAUUAGUGAUAGAAGGGGAUGAAGAAGAUACAAUCUUGAAGAAAUCAGAGUAUUUGACUAGAGAAGAAGUUAUUAGGAGGAGAUUAAGAAGGGUUAGACAAAUGGAGAAGCUUUAUAAAGAUCAUUAUUGGUCUUUAAUGGAAGAACUUAGGGUUAAAUAUAGAGAGUAUUAUUGGGAAUAUGGGAAGAGUCCUUUUAAGGAAGAAGAAACUAGAGAAAGGGGGGGAAAUCAUCAUAACAAUAACGGUAAUGGGGGUUUGGCAAAUGGUGGGGGUGUUGUUGUUGAAGGAAGUGGUGAUAAUCAUAAUAAUGUCAAUGGUGGUGUUGGUGGCGGCGGUGGUAGUGGUAGUGGUGGUGCUAAAUUAGGGCUAGUGAAUGGGGGAGAAGAUAAUAAUGAUGGGAAAUAUAAAAGAUGUGUUUUUGUUGGAUGUAAAUCUAAACCUAUGGCACUUGCUAACCAUUGUCAUCAACAUAUUAUUUUGGAUUCAAGACAGACACUCUACAAAACUUGCAAUUAUGUCACUAAAAGUGGAGGAAGUGCAGGAACUAAUCGUUGUGGGAAGACAAUACUGAGUUCUAAUCCGCCCCUUCUUUGUAGCCCUCACAUCCAAAAAGCUGAAAAACAUGUAACUCGAGCUCUUAGAGCGGCAGGCCUUACUAACAUUACCUCAAGUAGUAAGCUGGCUCCCAAACUUCAUAUUAUAGUUGCAGAAGCUGUUCGUCAAAUAAAUGCAAAGAGAAGAGAAAAAAGAGCUGCUAUGAACAAUGGCACAAUUGAGGAGGCAAACCAUGCUGUAGUCUCCUGAUAUUUUCAUCUGUGAGUUUGAUAUGCGACUUGGCGAGACCUCCCCAAGUUAACCUGUUCCAUUAUAUGUUGCUAUGGAAGUUUCUCCAUCUCUGUAAAAUAUUUGAAAUCAAUAACGAAGUUAGUUGUUCAAAUCAGGUAGAGAUAGAGAAAUCAUGUGUGUGAAUAUGUAUUUCAAUUUCAACAACAAAUUUAUUGAUUAUUGUUAUAGGGAGCGCUGAAAACAUUAGACGGAAAGCUGACUUGGUGGAAAUAUAAAAGUAUGGUUUUCAUUCCUU